CGGGUCUUCUUCAUCGACGACCAGUCCCGGAACACGACCUGGCUGCACCCCCGGACCGGAGAGCCCGUCAACUCCGGACACAUGAUCCGCUCAGAUCUCCCCCGCGGAUGGGAAGAAGGAUUCACAGAGGAAGGCGCCAGCUUCUUCAUCGACCACAACCAGAGGACGACGACCUUCAGACACCCGGUGACCGGUGACAUCUCCCCGGAGAAUGCCGAAUUUGAUUUACGGGACGAGUUGUCUCCGCAUCAGGUGAACCAAAGACCGUACAGCAUGGUGAGUGAGGGCUCCACGGCGGUCACAACGUCCACAGCAGACGCCAGACCCCCUNUCCAGGUUUCCAAGUCCAACAGCAAAGUCUACAGUUUUGGGAAGAGAGAUCAAUCCAUCAAGAGGAACCCGAACGUUCCGGUUCUGGUGAGAGGAUGGCUCUACAAACAGGACAGCUCGGGGAUGAAGCUCUGGAAGAGAAGAUGGUUUCUGCUGUCCGACUAUUGCCUGUUUUACUACAAAGAUAGCAAAGAGGAGUCCAUACUGGGCAGCAUUCCCCUCCCGGGGUACGUCAUCUCCCCCCCGGGGCCCGAGGACCGGAUCAACCGCAAGUACUCCUUCAAGGCGGUGCACAAUAGCAUGCGUGCCUACAUCCAGCACCGAGAGAACGAGAACUCCGGAAUGAGGACGUAUUACUUCAGUGCCGACACCCAGGAGGACAUGAACGGCUGGAUCCGGGCGAUGAACCAGGCGGCCCUCGUCCAGAGCGCUCCCGACAACAAGAGGGAAGUUCUGGACACGGAUUGGCCGGCCGUCAAUGUGAACAACCAUAUGGACUCCUUCACAGAGUUUGCCCAGCUGGAGACGGUUCCGAUGAGGAGCAGCUACUCCAAACCCAAAGAGCCCUUAACAUUCCGGAGCGAGGACCCGCGGCGCAAUUCCGGAGAGAAGGAACAGCACCGCGACGUGGCGGUGGGUGAGAAGGAGCGCUACCGGGAGCCGGGGGACAGAGAACGCUAUCAGGAGGCCGCGGAUACGGAUCUUUAUCGGAACGGCGGAGAGAAGGAGCGCCAGCGAGAAGUAGACAAGGAACCUCAUUGGACCGGCGCCAACCAGGAGCGCCAGCGAGAACUUGACAAGGAACCUCAUCGGACCGGCGCCGACAAGGAGCGCCAGCGAGAGGUUGGGGAUAAGGAUCGCCUCAAGAACCGGAUAGACAAGGAUUACUCCCGGGAUCAGGAGGAGCCGGAGCGUUACCGGAACGGCCGAGACCGCGAGAAUUGCGCCCCCCACAAAAACGCCAUCAACGCCAACGGCGGGAAGCCGCAGAACUCUUUCCUCUCCAGCGAGCGUCCGUCCGCGUUCACCGAUCUCACGAAGCGGCAUCAAUAUCAGGCGGCGCAGACGCCUCAGCCACAAGCCACACUGGAGAGGAACGGGACCCUGCCGGCCUCCUUCCGGACCAGCACCAGUCCCAUGGAGCAGAACGGAGCUGAUACCUACCGGAGGGGCUUGGUGCCCAGAGCCGGCCCGGAGAAACAGGUGCAGCGGCGCAGCGUGAUGGGCCAGGUGGAGCAGUGGGUGAAGAUCCAGAAAGGAGACGGCAAAAGUAUCGGCACAGAACACGAGAGGUACCAGACUUUGCCAAAGACCAGCAGGCACCCCCCCAGCGGCUCCCCGCCCCCCACCCGCAACCUGCCAAGUGACUACAAGUAUGCGCAGGACCGCGUCAGCCACCUGAAGAUGUCCAGCGAGGAGCGUCAGUGCUUCUCCGUCCCCCCGUCUCCCUCUGACUUCCAACCGCCCCCCGGACCACCCAAAAUGUUCCCCCCCAGAAGAUCCAACACCCCCGCGGACAGGCGGUCCGUGCGGCCCGAGGAGGGAGCGAUGGACGGACCCUUUGCUGGAUCACCACAGAAGAUGGGGGAGUAGGGACUGUGCAGAGGGGGAGUAGGGACUUCUUCAGCCCAGGUGGAUCGCCGCUCCAUGCCGUCCAUGGGAUAUAUGACACACACUGUAAGUGCCCCCAGUUUACAUGGCCAGUCGGCCGAUGAUACUUACAUUCAGCUGAAGAAGGAGUUGGAGUAUUUGGACCUCAAGGUGACGGGAAGAGAAUCUCUGAAGGAUCGCUCCGCCAGGCCGGUCAGAAUCGCCGAAAGCGACGUUGAUGUAAGUGGAGAACUUCUGGAAUACGAAUUGGGAAAAUGGCGAUUUGGGUUGACUUUGGGGGAGGGGCACGCUUCCGGGGAGUGUCACAUGGUGCGGGGGGUGUUUUCGGCUGUGGCUCCCUCGUCCUGUGUCAGGUCCGCGGUCACAAAUGGUGGACGGAGCCCAAAUCAGGUCCCGUCAGGAUUGGCGAUUGUAUCUGCUCUCCUAUUGGCUGGCACUCUGGACUACCUGGCCCCUCCCUCUCCCCUCCGGAUGGUGCGGGGCCCGGGAUGUGUUCAGCGUCGGGUGGAGUUCUUCCUCAUAGCCGGGGACAUGUUACCAAGACUUGUUAGCGCGGAGUGCGGCCUUGCUGCAUGUGCUUCGGCUUGGCAGUGUCUGGACGCAUCGCUGUCAGUGCAGGCGCCGCGCUUCGGUCAUAACGCCGCUGUGUCUUCCUCAGGUGACGGGAAGAGAAUCUCUGAAGGAUCGCUCCGCCAGGCCGAAUCCGGGUUCUUGCAGGACAAGCUGGAGACGGUUCUGGAGGUUCUGCACAGGCAGAUGGAUCAGUUCAAGGAUCAGCCCCAGCACACGGAGAAAAUCUCCUACCAGCAGCGCCUCCUACAGGAGGACUUGGUGCAGAUCCGAGCCGAGAUGUCCAAAGUCUCUACGGAUAUGGAGACGUCCUGGAACGAGUAUCUGAGGCUGGAAAGUGACGUCAUCCGACUGAGACAAAUGUUACAGGAACAGAUGACCCGCUGCCCCUCGUCUCAGGACCGGACGCAGCUCCAGAAGGAUCUGUGGCGGAUCGAAGACGUCACGGCCGGUCUGAGCGCCAACAAGCUGAACUACAAAGUGCUCGCGGAAUCGUUCAAGAAUCCAGAAAGGAAAACGUUGCCUUUGGUCACAUCCACAUUCGUGCCUUCCGGAAGUACGGCGUUUACAUCUGUGCGCAGUAAAUCCGUCUCCCCUCAGACCCCGCCCAGUUUUGUGACCCAGAUGCUGGAGGCGGGGCUUUAUCCUCAGCCGUACACCCAGAGCAGGUCGCAGUCCCAGCCGCAGCUGAUGCAGAAACCGGAAAUGCGCCUUCAGUCGCCAACCCGAGCGCCGACGCCACCAAAGCAUGAAGAGAGCGUCCCACCGCGACCGCCAUUGCCAGACAUGUACAGUCCUGAAGACCUUCCCCCGAACAUCCCAGUAGAACUGCGCACAUAUGCGAGCGAACCAGAACUCGCCAAUCUCAGCAGUGACUCCGCCUCCCCGCCGUCUGGCUUCCUUGGCUCAGAUUCUGGCUACCAAACGUUGCCCACUAGAGGUUUAUCUGGAUCGACCUCCAGGCUCCCUCAGUCGUCUUCUGUCACAUCGUACGUCACGCUGCGGAGGGGCACCGACACUUCCAAGGUAACGCCAUGGAGCGACAGACCAAAAAGUGCCUUUGAGCGCCUUUAUUCCGGCGACAACCAAAGAGGUAAAAUCAGCGCCGAAGAGCAGCUCAAGCGCAUGAAGCGCCAUCAGAAGGCCUUGGUCCGCGAACGCAAGAGGACGCUCAGCCAAGGAGAGAAGACGUCCGUUAUCGGCCGCCCGUCCUCGCGGCCCGUGUCCGCGGACAUCAGCUCAUGGCAGCGAGAACAGGAAUUUGAUCUGCAGUUGCUGGAGAAGGCGGCUCGAGACGUGGAGGACAGGGAUCGGGAGGACAGGGAUCGGGAUGACCAGGACUGGGUGCAGGCGACCGCCAUCCAUGUGACUGAGCUGGACCUGGAGCCUCAGGACUACGACUUGGACAUCAGCAAGGAGUUGGCGACUCCGGACAAAGUGGACAUUCCGGAGAGGUACAUCGAUCUGGACCCGGAUGAGCCUCUGAGUUAUGAUGAGCUGGAGGCGCGACGGCGGAAAGUCCAGAGGAUCAAGAACAUUCUGGCCCGGUCCAGUGUACACAAUCUGCAGCCAAUGUCGUACCCGGAUGAGGUGGGUCCCUCGGAUAUGGACAGCCAGGUGCAGGAACAGGAGCGGAUGAUCACCAUUUCCUACGCUCUGGCCUCAGAGGCUUCUCGGCGCAGCAAGCAAGUUGCAGGUGAGAAGGGGGAGGGGCCUCGUCCUUGGUGCCGGACAUUGUACCUCAUUGACCGCUCCGGGAUUGUUUGGGAAACUUCUUAA
Molecule: messenger RNA, 4290 nt
Organism: Nanorana parkeri
Lineage: Eukaryota; Metazoa; Chordata; Amphibia; Anura; Dicroglossidae
Gene: PLEKHA7
Product: pleckstrin homology domain containing A7
Exons: 28
Biological process (GO): cell-cell adhesion mediated by cadherin; epithelial cell-cell adhesion; zonula adherens maintenance
Cellular component (GO): zonula adherens; pore complex
Molecular function (GO): protein binding
Source: RefSeq, a predicted model, not a curated record